GAUACCGCAUAUUAUAAGCCACUGGAUGUCAAGGUUAUUUUCUCAUCUGGUUCAGCAUCUGCAUUUCAAGGCCCAUUUACCCCUGCAUGUUAGAUUGGAGCAUCAAACAAUUGGGGUCUGGUUCCUAUACUUAAUAAGCUCACAAAAGAGGGGGGGAAAUAUCUCAAUGCAGUGUACCCAUAUCUACUUCAAAAGACUGAUGGAAUCCAUGGGAAAGAAUGUCAAAUUUGCCAUCGAUGAGGUUUGUCAAGGUGCAGAGCACACCGCUGCAGUAAUGUGGCACCUUGAAUGGAAUGGAUACACCAUCCCCUUUACCAAGGGCUGCAGCUUCUACAUAUGUUCAGAAAAUGGAGCGGUGCUUCUUAUCAGGAAAGUUCAUAUCUUUGAUGAGUCACCACUGAAACCAGGAAAAUGGGCAUUGGAAAUACUCAAUAUUGUCACCAACUUACUCAACAUGUUCCCAAAAAUAGCUGAAGGUUUCCUCAAGGAUCCAGAAGCAAUAGUUCAACCUUUUGUAAAGCUCUACAAGUUCUAUGUGGAGCCUUUUAUCCUCCCAUUUCUAGCAUACUAUACCUACUUUUGGACAUAUGUGGCUCGAGGAUUGACUGUGGCGCUCCAUAUCUUGCAUAACUUAAUUAAACGGCUUAUAUAAAGAGCUGGAGUGACUGAAAUUCGGAUAAAUAAAUUUGCAAAAAA
Panicum virgatum (switchgrass) is the source of this 696-nucleotide messenger RNA. RefSeq lists its product as uncharacterized. Lineage: Eukaryota; Viridiplantae; Streptophyta; Magnoliopsida; Poales; Poaceae. The record is from RefSeq and is a predicted model, not a curated record. The transcript is spliced from 5 exons. The coding region runs from base 26 to 652 and encodes 208 amino acids.